Molecule: messenger RNA, 2947 nt
Organism: Triticum aestivum (bread wheat)
Lineage: Eukaryota; Viridiplantae; Streptophyta; Magnoliopsida; Poales; Poaceae
Product: DNA repair protein XRCC2 homolog
Exons: 13
Coding region: 125-1075 (316 amino acids)
Biological process (GO): double-strand break repair via homologous recombination
Cellular component (GO): replication fork; Rad51B-Rad51C-Rad51D-XRCC2 complex
Molecular function (GO): DNA binding; ATP-dependent DNA damage sensor activity; ATP binding
Source: RefSeq, a predicted model, not a curated record
CCCCCCACAUCGGCUUAGCGCGCGCGAACACAAAACUCACAGAGCCACGGGCGCCAAACUCGAUCUAGCCGAGCGCCCAAAAAUCCGGUGGAAAGGAGGGGAGGAGAGCUCCAGAACCCUAGCCAUGGCCGGGGAGGCAGGAGGGGGGCGGCCCCGCGACUGGCUCUCGACAGACGAGACGGCGGCGGCCUUCCUCUCCCGCUCUCUCUCCACGCGCCCCCCCAUCCUCCUCCCGGCGCCGCUCCACCGCGCGCCGCUUCGCCCGGGCAACGUUGUUGAAAUCGCUGGCCCGUCCGGCUCCGGCAAGUCCCAGCUGCUCCUCAUGUCUGCAGUGCAGUGCAUACUACCAAAGGAGUGGGAAGGUGUCUAUUUCGGCGGCCUGGGGAAAACAGUCAUGUACAUUGACUUGGACUGCCGAUUUGAUGUGCUGCGGCUGGCUCAGAUCCUGAGGAAGCGCAUUGCGGCGGGCUGUGGUUCAGUGCAUCCAACAAAUGAAAAUUUUGAGACUGAUGGUUCAAAAGAUAAAUUUCAUUCGUUUGAAAGUACACUGUUUUCUGAUUGCAUGAAGCGUUUCCUGUGUGUCCGCUGUUACAAUAGUUCUGAACUUAUAGCUGCUUUGAAGAGUCUAAAAUCUCAAUCUGAAGCAAGGAACGAAAUGUUUGGUAUUGGUAUAUAUUUCCUUAUGUUAGACAGCAUUGGCGCAUUCUACUGGAUAGAUCGUGCUCUUCAACCUACUAGAGAGAGUAAAGGGAAAACUCUAUCAUUUCAGAGUAUCACCGAAACUGUUGUCCAGGAGAUACACAAGUUUUUGCAACUUCAACCUAUUUUGGUGUUGGUCACAAAGGCACCUAUUUAUGGUGAAGGAAUCACAACAUCCAACGACUUCCAAAGGACUGACCGAAUCAGUUUGAAUCUCGCUGAUCAUUCGUGGAGGUUGAACUUCUUAGGGGUUCUUCAAAAUACAUGUCAGAGGAUUCAACAGCUUUGGGAUAUCCGAAACGGGAAGAAGAAAGAAAUGGUUCAUGUCGCGAAUACAUGCCAUCUGCAUGGCAGACAUUUGUUACGCACAGGAUAAAGUUGCAAGACUUAGCACAAGAAGCAGGGUUUUUCUCUGAGCAGGAAAAUGCAAUACUUUCUGUGCAUACUUGUGAGUGGGUGCAGCCUUCGCUGAACAUAAAAGAGAAGUUCUAUAUCAAGGAUGACGGUGUUGGCCUUAUACAGUGAAGCCUAUCAGUUUCUGUGCUGGCAGAUAGCAUGACUUGUCCGACCUCCUACAGAACUGUUGUGAUCUGUGAUAAAUGCAUGUACAGGAAAUGCUUAAGUAAUAUGUCCUCGGGUAUUAUAUGGCACAGAACCCUAAAGCAACAGGGAUAUUAUUUUGAAGGUAACCGUUUGUGCUGUCUUCCGAUAUUUGGCAUGGCAUGAUCACAUGAUGGGACCUGACAUUAUAAUUUACAAUUUUACAUUGCUCCAGGGAAAAGCAGUACACUUGCUGUUUAACUUAACAUCAGAAGGUGAGAGGGAGAACCCAAAGGUGAUAUGCUCAAGAGGAGUGUUUCAGCUGGUAUGACCUUCCUAGUCAUCUAAGGCCUUGUACAAUGGGAGGUGCUUAGGAGAGGUGCUUAGAGAAAUAAACCAGGCUUUUCUUAAGCAUCGGUGCCUAUUUGUACAGGAUAACUAAGCGUCUAUCCUGUACAAAUAGGCAUCGGUGCUUCAGAAAAACCCGGUUUAUUUUUUUAAGCAUCUCUCUAAGCACCUCCCAUUGUACAAGGCCUAACAGCCCAUAUUCGAGCAACCCUGAUGAUGCCAUCAUACAUGUCGCUUCCUCUGUUCCUAGGGAUUUUACAGAUUAUAAUGUAGUUUAUGACUCGUCCUGAGCCCAAGAAACUGGGGGGACUUAAGUUUAUAGGGUAUGGGGGAUGCGAUCCAGGUUGAACAUAAAUAGGUUAUAAAUUCAACUUGUUGAUUUUUUCAAGGCCAACUGUUUGGCUGGUUGUCGUGGAAUCAUUCACCAACUUUUCAGCCUAGGUCUAAACUGUUCUUUAUGUAUUAAUAUACCACCAGCCCAUUGUCUUUUGUUCAUCACGCCACCUAGCACUAUGAGAAACCUUGUUGCCAAAAAACAUCUCAUUUGAUGCUGCGAUCUUCGCAUGUUUCCCACAUAAACAUUUGUCGCGAGUUCUCUACCCAAGCUUCUAGCUGUCUGAUUAAUCGUACCUAAUCGCUUUGGAUUCCCUCGCAGAUUCUUGUGCCCCCAGCUGGUGUUUCUUGUUCAUUCCUAGGAAGAUACGCACCCUGUCUUGGUCAUCGUUGUCGGAAUGUCGCUUGUCAUUUCUCAGCCGCUCUAGCAUUUUGCCCUUUUUUAAUGAACUGUUGUUAUUCUAGUGGAGCAUAGCAUCACAUGAUGUAGCAAUAGAACUGUGGUACAAUCAGCCUGCGAAAGGGAGGUGCAGUCCGCUGCCCACUGGCAAUGGUCUAUUUCUGCCGGCCUUGCAACUGACAUCAGAUGUCGCUCUCUGUUUUUCUGUAACCAUGCACGCAACAGGUGAGUUGAGAUGGUGAUGUUGACUUGAUGUAGCAAUCAUACAAAAGCAGCGGCCGCAGCAAAUGGGAUGCAUUGUUUUUCACUGAACCGCACGCACUCUGAAGUCAUCAAGAUCGUCAGGUCACCCGGUCCCGUGCCAUGUGUUGCUACCCGUAGGCCGUCUUCAUCACAAUUUCUGAUGUGUAUCAUUUUUCAAGGGGGGUGCACUAGAGCAGUUUGCGUGCCACUCUGAUGCUGCUACGCCAGCUCUGAGAGGUAGAUCGUCUGCCUUUCCGUUGCUGCAGAAUUGAAGAUAUGAUGAUAGUUCACUCUGACUUGCGCACUACAAAAAAGGCAGCCAACGAUCGAUCUUCGGACGCUUCUGUUUAUAACUUCAAAAGUUAAAGUACUUAGUGCAAUUAA